Messenger RNA from Eremothecium cymbalariae DBVPG#7215, 720 nucleotides. It is a transcript of the gene NNR1, whose product is annotated as NADHX epimerase. Lineage: Eukaryota; Fungi; Ascomycota; Saccharomycetes; Saccharomycetales; Saccharomycetaceae. Gene Ontology annotation, molecular function: NAD(P)HX epimerase activity. Gene Ontology annotation, cellular component: mitochondrion. The record is from RefSeq and is a predicted model, not a curated record. The transcript has a single exon. The coding region runs from base 1 to 720 and encodes 239 amino acids.
AUGACGACGAAGGCCCUUACUUCUGCAGCAGCAGCUGCACUCGAUGCGGAGCUCAUGGGCACAGUAGCAGGCUACACCCUCGAGCAACUUAUGGAACUAGCAGGCCUGUCCGUUGCACAAGCCAUCUACGAACACUGGGGACUUCCUCCACAGAAAAAACAGGUAUUCGUGAUCGCCGGGCCGGGAAAUAACGGCGGAGAUGGCCUGGUUUGCGCAAGACACUUGAAGCUCUUCGGCUACGAGCCAAUAGUCUUCUUUCCAAAACGCUCCUCCAAAACCCCCUUUUACACUAACCUCGUCAAACAACUGGAGUUCUUCAACAUACCUGUGCUCUCCAACGACAACCAAUGGACCCGCUACCUCGACCACAGCUCCACCCUCUGCGUCGUCGACGCGAUAUUCGGCUUCUCCUUUAGGCCCCCCAUCAGAGAGCCCUUCGGAACGAUUCUCUCCGAGCUGAAAACAAGGCAAGAAACUCUACCAAUUGUCGCUGUCGACGUUCCCAGCGGCUGGGACGUCGACAGUGGGCCUCUGCAACAUGACGCAAUCAUCCCCCGUGUCCUCGUCUCGCUAACUGCCCCAAAGCUGUGCUCCGCCAAGUGCGAUCCUGCCGCCACUACCCACUACGUCGGGGGCAGAUUCAUCCCCCAACAUCUGGCAGCAAAAUACGGUCUCCCCGCACUGCAAUACACCGGUUGCAAGCAGAUCCUAAGGCUGUAA